Coregonus clupeaformis (lake whitefish) is the source of this 6754-nucleotide messenger RNA. RefSeq names its product homeobox protein Hox-C10a. Bases 4286 to 5320 code for a protein of 344 amino acids. NCBI's taxonomy places the organism in Eukaryota, Metazoa, Chordata, Actinopteri, Salmoniformes, Salmonidae. The record is from RefSeq and is a predicted model, not a curated record. Gene Ontology annotation, biological process: regulation of transcription by RNA polymerase II. Gene Ontology annotation, molecular function: RNA polymerase II cis-regulatory region sequence-specific DNA binding; DNA-binding transcription factor activity, RNA polymerase II-specific. Gene Ontology annotation, cellular component: nucleus. The transcript is spliced from 3 exons.
AGGCAUGCCAAAACUCCAUCCCACCAAAACAGGCAGAGAUUUCAAGCGGUAUUUUCAAACAGCUCUUACACUUAAAGGGCAUUAUCACACUCUAAAAAUGCUGAGUUGUUUGGAUGACCCAUUUGCUGGGUUGAAGGCAUUUGGCCACUUAGUUGAGUUGUUUUCUUUAAUAAGAGCAACGUUGGGUUGUUGAUGCUGUGUUAUUGAGGUUGGGUUAUUGAGAUAUGACCCAGUGAGCCAAAUCCACUGAGUGGAAUUACUUUUCUAUGGACAAAUGGGCAAGCCGUUGUGGCUGACCGUAAAAAGUAAAAAGCUAAUGUAAGUAAUUAUCCAUUCAGGAUAAAUAGACCUAGCUAUCAUAAUUACAUUCUGUAUUAUCUCAGUCAUUGACAAUUUUAGAACAUUUUAGCUAGCAAGCUAACUAGCUAUCAAACAACCCCAUGCAUGCUAGCCCAAGCUUAAGCUAGCUAGCUACUUAGCUAAUGUUUGCUAACUUAGCUGGCUAGCUAGCUAGCUAACAAGCUAUUUUCCUGUGUUCUGUGUGGUACCAAAUGUAAGGUUUUUGUUUAAGUUUAGCUAGCUAUGUCAGUGCCUGUAGAACGCGUGUCUUCUAUAGGCCUACUGUGUGGCGCAUUGUUCCACGUCAGGUAGCUAGUUAGCUUAAACUAGGUUGCUCACUCUGUUUGGCUAGCUAGACCAGCUAGCUAUAUAUUUUACAUAGCUAGGCCUAUUCCCUGUCGCUGAGUUAAUUUAACAUGGUUGGUAGCUAGUUAGCAAGCUUAUAACUCAUGCUUUUAUGGUGGUUCAAUUAGGCUACUGUAUGGCUUUUAGCCUAAUUCUUUCUAUGAGUUAGCUUGCUGGUCUCAGUCUGGAUGCACACAGUUACUUUAGGUAGCUAUAGCUAGCUAGCUACAUAUUGAAAUAAAAAUGUCUCAAUUGUUCAUCCAAGUUUAGUCUAUCCAUUUUGACUCUCCACUUAAACCUUGGUAUGUCUUUGUCCAACAGAUAGGCUACUAAAGGCCCUGAGAGUGUUUUCCCCACCAUCAGUGUACCUGGUGCAGGUAGCUAGCUACAUAUUUAAAUUAAAGUAGUCUCAAAUGUUCAUCCACGUUUAACCAUUUUGACUGUCCCCUAAAACCUUGUUAUGUCUUUGUUCCCCAGAUACUAAAGAAGACAUGGUCCUAAAAGUGUUUCUCCCAACACCAGUGUAAAAAAUUGGAAAGAAGACACACAAUGUUUCUGGACUCAACUCAAUGCAGAUGAACCUCUUGCACACAGCAAUAUACUGUAUGUGAGUAUAGCAUGUUCUGAACAAUAAGAAAGGCCACAAUUUGUGUGUGUUUGUGUGUGUGUGUGCACGCGUUGGCUUGUGCAAAGUGUCAUGUGUGUCUUAUUGUUCAACCUUUUAUAAUCAUAUUCUCUAAUCCCCAGGUUGAAACCAAUAUGGCAGAAUAUCUCUGCCAGGCGACCAAAAGAACAAGAACAAGAGACCUGAACCCUUCGUUCUGACUCUCGGGGGACAAUCGCCUCUACUCCCUGGCAUUCACCAUCAUGAAUGGGCAGGCUCUGGAUCAGAAGACAUUAUGUUUUGUUGUUGUUGUUUUACAUAAAUUCAUGUUGAUAAUGUAUAAUGUAUAUCUGGUAGGGGUUGGGGUAGUAGAGGGUAAAGUUGUUACUUUUCUUCAGCCCCAUUCCUCAGCUUUAAUUGGUAGGGCUGCUGUGAUUUUCAAAUGAUGCAUUGUGCUUCUAAAAUGUUUGUUUAUUUGUGUGUUCCUUAUUUGUUGUUUAUCUUUUGCAUGACUUCAUUUGGUAGCUGAAAUUAAUAGCUGAAAAUAAACAUUUUGUAUUUUAUCUACAAAUUGUCAUGAUUGGCCAUUUGUCAUUUAAAUAUUUAUUGUUAGAAGUAUUCUUACUUAUAAAAAAGUAGCUGAUUCUGUAAUAGAGAGAAGGUAGAAAAUAACCUAGCAACAAAGUAAGAAAUAAACCACUGCUUGGUAAAAAAUACAUGAAUAACAAUAACCCAGCAAAAGAGUAAAAAGCAAAAUAACAACAUUUUGGGGUAAAUCAAGUAACCCCAACGUAUUGGGUCAUUCACAUAACCCAACGGUGCUUGGUCAAAAUAACCCAGUGCUGGGUAUGUACUAUAGUGACCCAGCGCUGGGUUACACAUUUUUUAGAGUGCAUAAUUUUCACAACUUCACAGUAUUAUUUGAACCUCAUAGUGUGAAAAUAUAUAUAAAACACAGAAUCACGUUCAUGGAAAUGUGUCCUUCUCUGUCCAAAUUCAAGUGCUUUAGCAACCACUCGUAUAUUUUUGCAUCAGUUUGAAAUAAACCUACAAGACGUGCAAGUCUGAGAAUAAUUAAUUAUCAUGUCUCGUGGUGAAAUUAUAUAAAUAAAGAGGUUGGAUUUUCCCUUUCAUUAUGUAGCGUCAUAGCCAACACACAGCAAUAACAACACGCGCCCACUGCUUUGUUUUAGCAGUAGGCCCUAGUUGCUAAACCUGGUAGACUACUUUUGUAGAUGUCCUUGUAUUACCUUAGUAAUUGUAAUAUCAAACGUAUUGAGCACGUACAUAUUCGAGUAGAAAAAUACUACACAUACGCCUUAUGGAUAGGCGUUUUCAUAGGACUUCUGGCAGGAAAAACUAUGCGCAUCUUUUUUAUAUUGUUGUGUUGACUCAAAAUAUGGAAACACAAUAAUGUAGCAACAUGUUAAACCGUCCUGCAUCCAUACCUUUCUUUGACUCGUGGCUCAUACAUUUUAACCUCAAAACAAAAUGGGAAUAGGCAUAGGCUACAAAAAAGAAUAAUUGAAAAAUGUAAUGUUCUUUUUGUUUUGGAUUAUCAAUCUCAGAAAAUGUGAACUGCUGUCCUUGCUGGAAAACAAGAUUAUCAUUAUGCAACGAUUUACAUGCUAGAACGUUAUUGUCAUGGGGAAACAAAGUAUAUUUUUGCAAUGGAUUUUAAAAUGUCUUAGUCAAAGCUUCAGUUAGUAAGACGUGUAAAAACGCACACAGAAAUGUCUGCUUAAUUUGAUUUGUUAAUGACAUGGAAUUGUCUACAUGGAAUUACACUCAAUAUUUGUCAGAGAAAUUGGGAAUAAUUGUAUCUUCAAAAAUCAAAUUACACGUGGCGUACACCCGUGUAUAUUUUUCUCACUCAAAUUGAAGUCACGCCUGCAUGAUAUGAAUUAAAUAUCCUAUUACGCACGAGUUGGAGUUGGAAAGAAAGGACCAUAACUAUAAUAGCUUAAUCCUUCUUAUAAUUCUGAACGUAAAGAGAAAGGCAGGUUUUCCAAACAACCAUUCUGUAUAGGCCCAUGAUAAAUUCUAGAUGCAUCAUAGAAACCAUAUUCAAUUUAAUCUUCUAACUUUUGGUGAUUAUUUUUUGUAACUAGGUCUAAUAUACAUAUUUGCUGAAACGAUCUGCGCACAUCAACACUGGUGGAGCUUUAAAAAAAACACCGAGUAGCCUAUAGGCCUUUAUACAGUAAAAAAUAUAAAAUAAACUAUAUACUGUGUUACUAGACUAUACAUAGUCAAAAAUAUACUCUGGCAUACUCAAAUUGGUUAACCUUUUAAAUAGAUUUUAAUAAAACAAAUGUUCUUAUGCAACUGCUGGUGCCACAACGACUAGCUACAGUGAUUUGAUUGAGGCCUGUACGUUAGUCUAAGGCAAACAGUCUAAAGUUAUUUCUACCUCUUAUGAAAAUCAGUUUGCAAAAUAAACGUAGGCCUACCCGAGAGUGGUGCUGGUAUAUUCUAUGCGUCCAUUGGUUUAUUUCUGAAUCUAUUGACGAAUACCUAGAAAAACGAAAUGGCUUUCCUCGUGGCAUCGAACAAGCUCCAAUAAAUAAUCAUAUUUAUCGAACUAUUUGCUCUGUCUUGUUUUUAUGUUAUCUUGUCUUAACAAUUACUUUUUGAACUAGAUUUCAUUUCGGCUAUACCCAAGUAACUGAUAGUAAAAUAUUUUGUCUACCCCUUUGUUCCGUCCUUCUGUGGCUGUCUUUACCCAAAGCUCUCCGCUAGAUGGCGCCCUUGCACCGUGCAAAAGCCCCUUUGCGCUCCAAUUUGACCGCGCUGACGUCACCCCAGUCUUGCGCUUCAAGGCCUCUUCCACGCCGCUAUUGGUCUGAAAAUCACAUGACAUGGAGCUCCAAGAAUCCAUAAUUAUGUUGCUGAUAUUUUUGGCCCCCAAAAUAUGUCAGCCUCCUACUGUCCUUAUUCUUCUCCAGAAAACCUUUACUACAGGAACACAAACGAACAAAACCAACAAUACAAAUAAUGUCAUGCCAGGAUAACAUGGCUGCCGGUCAUUUCCUUAUGGAUUCUUUGAUGGGAGGAUCAUCUUCCUAUAGAGGCGAAGGCUACUCCAGCAGCAACCCUGGAAUGUACAUCCCCUCGGCUGCAUCUGAGUAUGAAUGCUCAAUGAUGAGACAUUUUGGAGUAGUUGGAUCGUCCAUCUCCAAAAAAGACGAGGUUCCUGUGAGUAGCCACCCUCUCGGCUCCUACCAAGAAGCGCCUUACCUGUCAUCCCAACUGGGCACAUGGACCUGGACUUCCAAAACUAACAGGGAUGAGCAACCUGUUGCCCAGUCCAGUUUACAACCGUGUUCGUUGCCAACCGAUAACGUCAAAGAGGAGGCGUUCUGUUGUCUGUAUCAGGGUGACAGUAGCAGCAGGACUAAUAAGGACACUACAGAAUCGGCUACUUACAUCCGGCUUGGGAACAAUAGUAGCAGCCAGACCGGCCAAACCGCUGUCUCGGCGGCGUCCGAAUGUUAUGGAGGAGAGAGACAGGUAUACCCCGGAGGGAUCAGGGGACAGCGGGAAAAGCAGGUCGGGACAGGCUUUGCUUCUUUAGACCAGGUGACGAGAUCUGUAGAAUCACCCAGAGAAUCAACGGUUAAAAUGAGCAAAUCUACCCAGGAGACAGUCAGCGAGGAAAUGGGCAUCGAAGAGGCAGAACAGCGAAUGAGCAAGAAAGAGGAAAGUGCAAAGACUGACAGUUGUUCUGAUAUCUCCGACAGCGAAUUGAAAGAUGAUUUUACAUUGGAAAAUGCUCCAGGAAACUGGUUAAAAGCCAAAAGUGGACGGAAGAAGAGAUGCCCAUACACAAAGCAUCAGACGCUCGAGCUGGAAAAGGAAUUCUUGUAUAACAUGUACCUGUCUCGCGAGCGCCGCCUGGAGAUCAGUAAGAGUAUCGAUCUGACCGAUAGACAGGUCAAGAUCUGGUUCCAGAACCGAAGGAUGAAGCUCAAGAAACUCAAUAGGGAAUGUCGUGGUCGGGAUCAUACGGCAGUCCACAACUUCACCUGAAAUUAUAUUAUAUAUAAAACCAUUCCAUAUACACCCAAACACACACACACACAUACACACACACACACACACACACACACACACACGCACACACACACACACACACACAAAGUGUGCCUUCAUACAAGAGCAAUAUUUCAGCGAUGCCCAAGAGUACUUUAUGAAGGAGGGACUUGAUUUUUCGGUCAGCACUUGAGUUUGACUUUCAACACAUGAACAUUCAAUAGAGGUGCCGUUGCCCUGCCAUAUAAAGCAACAUAGAACUGCUGUAAUGAAAACAGACUUUGUUUGUUUUGGAAUGUUCCCUCAUUCCUUUGAUUCAUCUUGUUGUCUUUAGUUUAGUUGCUUUUGCUAUGUAGGCUAUGAUAGGCUAUUCGCACUGUUUGCAUGCACAUUGUUGCUUGCGUCAUAUUAGACCAGUUGACGAUUCCUAAAGGAAAACUGGUCCAAUAGAAUAAAGGAGGGGAUUUGAAAAGAAAGAUAUAACAUAUAGUUUGUCCUACCCGUUAUUAUUAUUUUAGCACUCUGAGAAAGAAAAAGACCGAGGGAAGGAGAGAGAGGCUGCAGAUGAGAGUGGGAAGAUCACGGUGGUUUAAUAGAAGAGAUUGGUUUAAAUACUAUCCAGGUGACCACAGUAAGUCAAGGUCAUAAAAUUAUUAUGUCAGGUUCGUCUCGUGGUAGAAGCACGAGCUCGGGGUGGAUUUUAUGAUCUGCAAAUAUAAUGUGCUAGCUGGCUGCUGCAGUAAAGAUGCAUCGUUUAAACGUGUGUGGAGGAGAAGGCUAGGCUAGUCUACACAGUGGAGAGUGUCUGCUAAGUACUGGAUUCACCAACGCGGUCGAAGGGCUCCCACUGCUAUGUAGCCUGCCGCAUUCUUAUUUGAGGAUACUGGACCGUUGUCUCGUCAGGAAACGAAAGGGAUGGAUGACAAUAACAAUAACAACAACAUCAAGGACAGCAUGAAUAAAUAAGGACCACCACGACAGAGUGUCUGCGCGGAAAUUCAAGGUAGGACACAAAUAGGUGAAGAAACGCAUGCUUAUUGCAAUGCUGCCUGAAGAAUCGGAGCGGGUUCCUCCGGCUCCAUUAAGUUCCUUUCCGACUGUUUGCAACUCCAGCCCGCGACUAUUGGAGGACAGCCCCACGUGACUUCACGGUUUACCACUCUGGUAAUAUUAUUCAAUACAGUCUUAAAGCUUAUUCAAAGUCUUCUGCAUAAAGCUUUUACAUUUACCUUCGUUGUAAAGCUAUAUAUUUAACAUGCAAAAGUGCAUACCUUCCCAACUUUCAGGGCAUACCCAUAGUUCUAUUUAUCAGAGUGAAUUUGAUGAAGUGCACCCUGCUAGGUCUAUGGACCAGCACCAGUCCCUUCUCCCAUGUCAUCUACAGGACAACACUGCAACCGAACCUGCUGAAUACGACACCGGACACGUUGA